GUCUGUCUUUGCGCAUCACAAGCUUGCAAGCAUCUCUGAAACUGAGCCGUGAUGGAAGGCGCAGUCGACACAAAAAGGGAAUAAAAAGAUGUAACGUCAAGUAAAGUUAUUCCAGAUGCCAUGAUGUAACAUAUUUUAACGGUGCAUGCAGAGGUGUUUCGCGACUUUUCAACGGUACUCAUCCUAAUUAUCUGCUACUGCCCCUGAGCCUUAUGGGGUCACGGACGGAACCGAUUGUCCACGGCACGCGCGCAGUCGUCGGACUGUGAUCCUCACGGGCGGCGAGAGGCCCGUGAGACGCGUGAAAAGCAAAAAAAAAAUAAAAGUUUGGCCGUGGAGAGGAAAAGCAAACAGACAAGAGUUAAAGGGACAGGAAAUACACUGGUCGACGCGCACACUUGCUAACGCGCACACAGCUGGAGAGGUCGAUCGACAGAGCGCGCAGCGAAAGACUGGCGAGGAUACAAAUGCACGCCGGCACAACUUACUCCAGGCCACCUGGAUGAAAAUGACUAGGCCAGAUAUGUAAUCGUGUUUUUUUUCACACAUAGGAAAAUCGUUAUCGUUAAACAAAAGUGGGUUCCUCAUCUCCGCCAAGACCUAAUGUGUCCACGUCGGCGCACUCCAUCACUUUGUAUUGUCCUUACUAGAUAGUGAGGGUGAGGUCUACUUUUAGUUUACACGUUUACGCACUUCUUUGCACACAUCUACCUCAAAAAACCCAAGAUGGAGGAAAACAGCGACUCAGCACGAAGCGAGUGCAACUCCCCGGACGGGGAGAACAGCCACCUCAGCGUGCUGAAUUGGGAGCAAGUGCAGCGGCUCGAUACCAUCCUGACAGAGUCCAUCCCCAUCCACGGCCGGUGGAACUUCCCGACGCUCGAGAUGAAACCGAGGGACAUAGUCAAAGCCGUCCGCAGCCGCAUGGAAGAACGCAAGAUCCCCGUCCAAGAAGUGCGGCUGAACGGUUCGGCCGCUAGCCACGUACUGCAUGAGGACAGCGGCUUGGGUUACAAGGACCUCGACCUCAUCUUCUGCGCGAAUCUCAAAGAGGAAGCAGAAUUUCAGACCGUGAAGAAUAUUGUUUUGGAUUGUCUACUGGACUUUUUACCCGAGGGUGUAAACAAGGACAAGAUAACACCCGUUACCUUGAAGGAGGCCUAUGUGCAGAAGAUGGUGAAAGUGUGCACGGACUCGGACCGCUGGAGCUUGAUCUCGCUGUCCAACAACCGGGGCAAGAACGUGGAGCUCAAGUUUGUGAGCUCGCUGCGGCGGCAGUUCGAGUUCAGCGUGGACUCCUUCCAGAUCCGCCUGGACUCCCUGCUGCUGUUCUACGAGUGCUCGGAGAACCCCAUGGCGCAGACGUUCCACCCGACCAUCGUGGGCGAGAGCGUGUACGGCCCGUUCGUCCAGGCGCUGGAGCACCUGCGGCGGCGGCUCAUCUGCACGCGGCGGCCCGAGGAGAUCCGUGGCGGCGGCCUGCUCAAGUACUGCCAUCUGCUGGCGCGGGGCUUCCGCGCGGCCUCGCCGGACGCCAUGCGCAGCCUGGAGCGCUACAUGUGCUCGCGCUUCUUCAUCGACUUCCCGGACGUGGGCGAGCAGCGGCGCAAGCUGGAGUCCUACCUGCAGAGCCACUUCGUGGGCCGCGAGGAGGGCAAGUACCAGUACCUGAGCACGCUGCACGAGGUGGUCGGCCAGAGCACCGUGUGCCUCAUGGGCCACGAGCGACGGCAGGCGCUGGAGCUGAUCGCCGCGCUGGCCGUGCGGGCGCUCGCCGAGCAGAACGCGCUGCCCAGCGCCUCCAAUGUCACCUGCUACUACCAGCCGGCGCCCUACGUGGCCGACGCCAACUUCAGCAACUACUACGUGGCGCAGGUGCAGACGGUCUAUGUGGCGCACUACCCGCCGCCACACGCCACACACUGGCUGCCCUGCAACUGAGAAAGGGGGGGAUGCACGGUGUGUGUGUGUGUGUGUGUGUGUGUGUGUGUGUGCAUAAGUCCAAGUGUGUAUGUGUGCUAGCAUGUGUGCGUUAGCGUGUGUGGGUUUGACUUCCAUAGAUAGCGAGAGCAUCAAGAGAGAAAGAGAGAGAGAGCAGUCAGACAGACAGACAGACAGAGAGGAGCACAAGUUGUUGACUUUGCAGUCACUAUUUGACUAAAUGGGAAUGCGUUGGAGAGAUGCAUAGAUAAAACAAGCUGAGAGCAAGAUACUGGGUGCUCUCUCUCUCUCUCUCUCUCUCAUUCUCUCUCUCUUUCAAGACUGAGGAGAAGUGUAAAACUAGUGUUUUAUUAGUAAUGACAGCUUGUGUUCUUGGACUUGCUCACAUGCACUCUUGGUAGUGCAAAUGCACACACGCACACACACACACGCACGCACGCACACACACACACACACACACACACACACACACACACACACACACACACACACUGCUGUGCUGCAUUGCUGCACUGGGAGUUCAGAAAGAGGAAGCAGAUUAAUUUGCAAAAAUGCAGUCGAGCAUUUUUCUUUUUAUUUCUCCUGUGUGCAUCCUGGGAGAAAGGAGAAGUGGGACUUGUCCAAGAAUGCAUCCAAUCGAAUUACUACAAAGAGGGGAAAAAAGGACAAUCUCGACAGCGAUUGCAAAACCAAAGAGACAUUGACAGCAAUGAUGUGAGUGUGUCAUUAGGCCUGCAAGUGCCUUACUAUGCCUAGAAAAAGGCUACGCAAACAACAAUGCAAUGCAGAGUUCUUUUUGAAAACAAACAAACCUACUUCUAAAGUGUUGUGUGUGAGAGUGAGUGUAAAUAGACACAGAGAUGAACAGAGAAGAGAGAGAGAGAGAGAAUGCCGUGGUGUUGGGCUUGUUGCGAAUCUGAGACAGAGAGAGAGAGAAAGAGAGAGAGAGAGAGAGAGAGAGAGAGAGAGAAUGCAGGCAGAGAAUGUCUGGCUUGUGGCAAUCCUAUUUUACCCAGAGUUCUUAGUGUCAAGGGAUAAGUGCAUAAUUCGGACAGGAAGUAGAGAGCCGGUUAUGGGCUCCUGCCACACACGUCUUGAGGACAAAAGGUCACAAGAAGCCAAGCUGACUUGGAGAAAAGUUGGUCAGGGGAGAGGUGUGUGGUAUUUGGGCAUGGGCCGGGAUGACCGUGUGUGAUAGGUCUAAUCUAGCAUAUCUGGAAGAGAGAGAGAGAGAGAGAGAGAGAGAUAGAGAGAGAGAGAGAAUCAAACAAUGAGGGAGAAAGAGAGGGUCGAGGGAAGGAAGGCCAAGACUCAGAGGACAGGACUGAGGAGGCGUUACUUAGACCUAAGCACACACACACACACACACACACACACACAUGCUUAGACACACACACACAGGGCAGGAGGGUCUAGAGUGGGUUCAUAGCAGGGAGGAUCCAUGAAACUUUAGUAGGCCCCAGACAGACACAGACACACACACACACACACACACAAAUUAGAAGGUUCAAGGAUGGAGGGUGGGUGUGAGGCCAAGGAGGAUAAGAAAAACACAGAGGACUUUGAAGAUCCAAGCUUCACUAGAACCCAGAGGCUAAUCGGUGGCCCUCGGAUAAACAAUGAGCCCCCUCGGCUCUCCUGAAAAUAGCUGACUCCAGAUCAGUGGGAGACCCAGCGCUUGCUCGCUGCAGCGUGUUGUGUCGUGUCGUGUGUGUGUGUGUGUCGUACACAGCUGUCUCAGCAGGUCUGAGACCAGUGAGAGCCCCUCUAACCCCGCUUGUCCUCUAGGCUACAGCUUAGCCAGGAUUACCGUGUUGGAGGAGACACUGUCAUACCUGAAGGAGAAGCAGAACGAGGGAGCUCAAAGAAGGAAGGAGGGAGGGAGGGAGGGGAGAGGAAUGAAAGUGAGAACUAGAGAAGAGAUGGUGAGGAACACAAGGCUAAUCAGACCCUCCAUAGUGGUAGUUCAUUCAAGGACAUAGCAGUUAGCGCAGACGCUAGCUAGCUUCUCUCUCUCUCUCUGCUUUGCCUCAGGAGGUUCUAGAAGGGAUAUGUUAACAUUUUCUCACAAUCUCUCACUCUCAGCAAGACCCUGCUCGUUUCGUACACACAAUCUGACCCUGGGUUCAUAUCCUGUCAUAGGAAGUUGAGUGGGAAAUGCAGACAGACAUGGCCAUCUCUUCUCUUCUCUUCUCGGCUCAUCUCUUCCCUGCUCUGUUCGUAAAGCACAUGAGAUUGUACCGGUACCUGCACACCCAUUGACUGAUAUGCACUCUAAUAUGCAUACUGGACAUACACUUACCAAUGUUCACACCAGCUUUGUUUUUUUUUUUUAUUCAUUAAUAUUGUCAUAUUUCAUUAACAGUGUCCUCUACAAUACUCUUGACUAAUCACACACAUUCAUUCACACAGACACACACACAUAGAGACACACAGUACACACACACACACACACACACACACGCAUACAGUACACACACACACACACACACACACACAUAUAUACAUAACCCCACACACACACACACAAUUUUCUGUUGGAAACCUAUCGGUCAUAUCACUUAUUUUUCUAUCAAUCAAUAACUUUAUUUUUGUAUACCUUCAUUUCAGUGUUGAGUCAGUGGUGUAACGUGUCAUAGAAUUUCUGUUCGUUUGGCCGUGUGUGUGUGUUGCGAGUGACUAAGAGAGUUUUCCAUGGAGAUGACAAAGACCUUUUCAUGGUCUCACAAUCUUUCUGUCUAUGCCAGGUAUCGGGGUUUUUUUUGGGGGGUUCUGAUUAAACUUUUGCUCUGUUUGUUUUUGAAUAUGGUCCGACGUUUAUUCCUGUUGCUUAUGAGGACAUAAGCAGUUUGUCCUGCAAAGUGUCAUGUACUUCAACAAAUGAAACAACUUGUGUGAAAAAUAAAACAAACCA
Molecule: messenger RNA, 4855 nt
Organism: Alosa sapidissima (American shad)
Lineage: Eukaryota; Metazoa; Chordata; Actinopteri; Clupeiformes; Clupeidae
Product: terminal nucleotidyltransferase 5A-like
Exons: 3
Coding region: 727-1941 (404 amino acids)
Biological process (GO): mRNA stabilization
Molecular function (GO): RNA binding; poly(A) RNA polymerase activity
Source: RefSeq, a predicted model, not a curated record